Molecule: messenger RNA, 2343 nt
Organism: Aspergillus aculeatus ATCC 16872
Lineage: Eukaryota; Fungi; Ascomycota; Eurotiomycetes; Eurotiales; Aspergillaceae
Exons: 9
Coding region: 1-2343 (780 amino acids)
Molecular function (GO): protein binding
Source: RefSeq, a predicted model, not a curated record
AUGCAGCGCUACGCUGUAUACGAGGAGAUCUACCGAGGUUGUGGCACUCGGAGCCAGCAGGCCGUGGAGGAUGUUUUCGUCAAAGUCUACCUCGCAGUCCUCCAUUACACGCAUGAAGUGAUUGCUAUUCGUAGAUCUAAGAGUAAGCGCAUCCGCGACAGUAUGCAAGCAGCGGCCACUUUCCCUUUGACGGUGCUUAAGUCAGCCAUCGCAGAUAUGGAAGCAGUUUUGCAGAGCCUCGGUACACAACGUGCCCAGGAGAUGUUGACUGCGGUUCUAGAUUCCGUGGAGGCCGCAUUUCGAAUCGGGAUUGUUAAGCAUGUCCAGCCAGUAAAGAACGCUAUGUUCGACUCCUCAAUUAACCAGAUGCUCGGAGAAUGCAUCGAAGACACAAGGGAUGAACUGCUCGAUCAGAUUGAAGAUUGGAUGGAUAAUCAUAAAGAAACGCCUAUCUUUUGGUUAGAUGGGAUGGCGGGAAUAGGAAAGUCGGCCAUUGCACGCACGGUGGCUAUAAGAUUAAGUGAGAGAAAGCUUCUGGGUGCGUCCUUUUUCUUCAGUCGAGGCGAUGUGGCGCGCAGAGACCCAAACAAUCUCUUUAUCACUCUUGCUAUGCAACUGGCGGAAAGACUGCCUCCGUACAAAAAGUUGCUCUACGAUUGGAUCGCCAACAAUCUUUCCAUAACUUCCCCUGGGAUAGGGGACCAAUUUCGAUUCUUCUUCUCUGAGCUAUUACCAAAGAUCAAAUCUCCUUCACGGCACAAACUCGACUUCAUUAUGGUUAUUGAUGCGUUGGACGAAUGCGAGAACGAAGGGAAUAGCAUCAGCAUUAUCAUUGACCGGCUGCCGCAAAUUCAGCGAGCUAACCUGGACGUGAGUCUGCGGUUCUUCGUGACGGGGAGACCAGAAAUCAAAAUCCUAAAAGGAUUGAAUUUGAUCCACGAUUCCGAGCACAAGGACGUGAAGCUGAUCGAAAUUGCCCAAGAAAUCACCAAGCGAGACAUAUCCAAGUUCUAUACGCACUGGCCAUCCAAUGACUGGCCAAGUGAGGCAACAAUCCAGAAAUUGACAGACAUGGCAUAUCCCCUAUUCAUCGUUGCCUCUACCGUCUGUAAGUUCAUGGACACCGUUUGGGAGCCCCUUGACAGCCGGCUCCAAAAGAUGCAGUCAACAUAUGAUCAACUUCUUUUGAGCCUUCUACCUCCCGAUCCCGAUGACCAGAAGAUGGAGGAAGAGCAAAUCGCCACUCAUUUGGAGAAUUUCCAGUCAAGUCAUCAAGGCCUGCGACGUGAUAUUUGCAGCUUGGGAGACUUUGGGGAGCAGGCUAACCAGGCGCACCGAGUACCGGUCUCCGAAUUCAUCUCCCCCGAACUCGAGUACUCCUGUCGUUACUGGAUUUAUCACAUCAAAGAAGGAGAGGGCUUAGCGAGCCGGACCCAAGAAGUGCUGUUAUACCUACGAAACCACUUCUUGCAUUGGUUAGAGGCCAUGAGUGUUCUGGGUCGAAUGGGCGAAUGCGUGGAGCCUGCUAAAUCCCACUUGGCAGACUUGGUGAAUGAUGCAGUUCGAUUCAUUGACAAUUAUCAUUACGUUGCUAGUAUAUCACCUCUUCAGAUCUAUACCUCUGCGCUUGCCUUUGCGCCUCAUUCAUCUGUUGUCCGGCAAUCUUUCGCCUCCCAUCUCCCGAAUUGGCUGACCGGGAUCCCAAGAGUCCAAGGUAGUUGGGGAUCAGAACUUCAUACACUAGAGUAUAAAGGCGUGUGUGCUUCGCAGGCUGUCUUUUCUCAAGAUGGGUCUAUUCUGGCAUCGUUCAAUAACGAUAACACGAUCCGACUCUGGAAGACAUCCACUGGCCAACUUAUACAAACCAUUCCCGAUAUAACAUCUGGAGCAAUGAUGAUCAUGGCAUUGCUUUUCUCCGGCGACGGUACCCGAUGCUUUUCGAGCGCGGAAAACGGCUCGAUCAUUUUCUGGGAUGCAAAGACAGGGGAGCCAGUUGAGAAGGUAUCUGGACAUACCGAAAAAGUUCACAUCCUCGAGCUCUCACCAGACGGCAGACUUCUAGCCUCUGGAUCCUAUGACCACAUGGUGAAGUUGUGGGAGGUUCCAUCCGGAAAAUAUUAUGGCUCCCUUAUAUUCCAUCAAGGCCCAGUUACCAGCAUCUCUUUCUCGCCGGACAACAGGCUGCUCGUUUCGGGUUCGAUGGAUUGCAUGAUCGGCCUCUGGGAUGUAGCGACUUGCACUGUCCUGCGCACAAUUCGUCACAUGGUCGCCUUGGGACAUUCCUCGGGGGAUGUCUCGUUUAUCGAAUUCGCUCAGGAAAUGGGAGGUACAGGUACAUGUUGA